Messenger RNA from Neolamprologus brichardi, 1297 nucleotides. The record is from RefSeq and is a predicted model, not a curated record. NCBI's taxonomy places the organism in Eukaryota, Metazoa, Chordata, Actinopteri, Cichliformes, Cichlidae.
AUGAGCUUAACCGGCUUGAAGCUUCCCGUGGCUCUGCUGCUUUUCCUCGGGUUCACGUUGGACGGGGUUGAGGGAACCUGCAGUGUGGAGCAUUGCACUGACCCCACAAGAUGCGUCCUGUCUAAAGACCAGAGGAGCUGCAAAUGUGCGCUCGGCUUUUAUGCUGACAAGUGUGACCGAAAUGCACAUCUCAAGGUUACGUGUGGUAAAGACCACGUAGCAAUCCGAGCAGCGGAAGCUUUUUUCGAGUAUCACGGCGUGCCACUGGACUCGCUUCACUUGCCAAACAAAUCUUGUGGCGCUAAGAGAGAGCAUAUCGACGGCGUCCCGUACUACGUGUUCAGGGUUUCCAAACACAAAUAUGUGACCUGUGGAGGACUGCCGUUUGAGAAAAAUUUAACUCACAUCUGGUUUUCCCUGAGUGUGAGGUCAGACCCUCGGGUUACUGGAAACAUCAUUAGAGAUCCAGUUAUCAGGAUGGAUUUCACGUGCAUGUAUCCAUUCAUCAGAAGAGUCAGUCUGCCUUUUUCAGUUUCACCAAUCUCCAGCGAGACGGUGAUGCGAGUAGACGAACUUGAAGCCAAGAUACGGAUGAUGUUGUACACAGACCACACUUACACUAAACCUUACACAAGCUCUCCAACCAUUGAACUCCGAGACAAGGUAUAUGUCGAGGUUACGAUGAUAGAGCCUGCAGAUUUAUUUCUGCUCCGAGUAAACGAGUGCUGGGCCACACAGUAUCCCCAGCCGAACUCUACAGAGGGAUCUGUUCACUUCCUGCUUCAGAACGGGUGUGUGAAGGACCAAACGGUUUCCUUCCUUAAUAUAACCGAGGGACAGUCUGGACGUAAUGGGCAGAACUCCACCGUCCGCUACAGCUUCGACAUGUUUCGCUUCACAGCAGACCCUCAUGACCUCUACCUGCACUGCACCGUACAGCUGUGUGACCUGGACGACCACGAGUCCUGCAUUCCCAAUUGUAACUCGAUCAGUAAGAGAGAAGCCGUGAGAGCAGACCCCGAUCAGGGUCUCCUCACCUAUGGCCCCAUCAGGAUCGAAGGACCAGACAGAUCUCAGUCCAGCGCACUGUUGGCGGUGGUGCUGCCCGUAGCAGCUGUGUGGACUGUCGGCUUCUUCCUCAUCAUCCUCAUCACUGUGGCCAAGGCUGGCAGAAAGAGGCUAGCGAAAAUAGAGGAGCAGUGAUGACAAUGCUGCUGGCAGCACAAAUAAAACAUUAAAAUGUGCAUUUUUUUUCCUUUUUAUUAUGAUGACGACCAUAACAAGUGUUCUCACUGCA